UGUCAGUUAGCAGGAGACAGCUGUGUAGACACCAGGAAGAGGCAGCCAAGUAACAACUUUCUACAUUGAAACUGAAGCAUUGUUUUGCGCUGAGAUGUUAACUCACAGACUGCUGAAACGCACAGCCCUGAUGGCCAGAUGAGAUGUUGAAGGGCUGUUCUUCAAGAAACUCACCCUUUUUCAUUGGUGAGAGGGCAGUCUGCCAAGCAUUGGUAACCCCAUCUCAACUCUCAGCCUACCUGAACUCUCAGCCUGGUAUUCAGAGCAAAGCUAUGCACGACGCCACACAGACCACAAGGCAGUGAGCUCAGAUUACAGUGGUCACCAAAGAAGUCUCCACUGAUUUACACAGACAGUGCGGAAAUGGAAGAGGCAGAGCUGCUGAAGGAGAGACUCCAGGCCAUUACAGAUAAGAGAAAAAUACGAGAAGAUAUUGCACAGAAAAGAACAGAAAUAGAAGAAGAAAAAUUAAAGCUUCAAUAUCUGAAGAAAAAAGCCUUAAGGGAAAAAUGGCUUAUGGAUGGAUUAAGUUCCCCAAGUGUGCCGGAGGAAAUGGCUCUGAAACUGCAGGCUCAGGAUAAUCAACAACAAACAAAGAUUUUGGAGAGUAACAUCAGCAGGAUUGAAAACGAAAUUGAGGCUCUUGAAAGGCAAGAGAUGAUGAUUUCAACCAACGAGAGUCUCAUUCUGAAGAAGCUGAAGGAAGUUGAAAGGUCAGCUGAAGACAUCAUAAAGGCAGUAAAGGCAGAUGUCAAGCAAGAGCCUAUUGAAUAUAUUUAUUCAGAGAUCCCAGAUCUUCCAAAGUCCUACAGACCGACAAACCUGAAAAAAAUGCCAAGUCCAGAACAGCAAAUGGAUAAUGAACAAAGCAAAAAAGCACUGUUUGCAAUGGAAAUCAAUGUAGAGAAGGAUAUGAAGACUGGAGAAAGCCAAGUUCUGUCGACCGCAACCGUCACACCUGAAGCGUUUCAAGAGAAAGGCAUUAAAGUCUAUGACGAUGGUAGAAAGUCUGUUUAUGCACUGUGCUCUGAUAGGGAAGUUGCUCACAACGGCGUUGAUGAAUUGACUCCUAUUGAAGUGGAGGAGCUCUUGAGGAAAGCCACAGAGAAAAAAUCCAAAACUGCCUUAGAGUACCAUGAACCUGUGUUUUCCAGCUCAUACAGCAGACCAUCAACUCCACGGCGACGUGACAGGCCACAAGCCAGUCCAGAGCCCAAUGGCCUCCAAGAGUCCCCUGAAAAGCACACUCCCAUGAUGCCAGAACUCGCUCACAAUGACAUGGCCCAUUUUCAGGAGGAAAUGGCGUCCCACAUUCCGCACAGGCCCGACGGGCCUCCGAAAUUUGCCGAAACCAGCCCAAACGGCAAGACUAACCAAAGCAUUUUCUCAAACGGAGAUGAAACCCAUUUACUGAGCAAUAUUGCCAAGUCAGAGCCGAUGCCAUAUCAAGACUCCAGGGAUGCUCACCAUGCUGCAGUAUUUGUUAAUUCAGUGGAUGAUAACAAACAGUCAGCUGCGGCCUACCCAGAUGAUCCCAAAUGUAAUGUUCUUCAUGCUAUGCCUACCAGUGUUGCUAACGAGGAGCCCGUCACCAUGAUAUUUAUGGGUUAUCAGUGUGUUGAGGAUGAUGUGGAAACACAACAAGGUAUGGGUUUCGAGGGGGCCAUUCGGGCUGAACUAGUAGUUAUUGGCGACGACGAUGACAAUGAAUUACAGCCUUCUUACCACCCUGAUGGAUAUCACAGCAAGGUUUUCCAGCCCAGUAUGAACUCCAGACUGAGCCAUUAUCUCCCAGACACUGAAGUCAAUUGCAGCACAAACAACGUGUUAGCUUAUAGCGAUUCAGUCCCAUUACAGGAUCAAGAAACAAGACCAAACCACGUCCCAAACAGAACAUAUUCAGACGGGCAAACCAGCAGAGAUGCCACUGAAGACAUCUCCGUGACAGCUUUAAGAAUGAGAAUGACAAAGCUAGGCAAAAGAAUGUAAUCAAUGAAGAGCAAGAUUCCAGUAGCUGCCUUAAGGAUUCCUUGAAGAACAGUCACAGAAAGACUGUCCACUGACAUGGACUCUUUUACGUUUUGCACAAUAUUAAAAAGACUAACCUAUUGUUGACCACUGUUGAUGAUAAUUAUACAACUUAAAAAUAUUGUAUCAAUGUAGACAUUAGGGCAUCAUUUAUAAACAGUUCGUCUAUGCUUUCUUUUACUAAAGAACGCAAAAAAGAUAUUAGUUUCUAUUAAUGUUUUAUUUUCUUCUUUGAUGAAAGUGCCAUUCAAAUAUUUAUUGUUUUAAUAUACAGUAUGUGCCUUUGGUAAAAUGGUGACUAAAUAAGAUUUUAUAUGCUGCUUUCCUAGUGUGAGAAUUAUACUCAUUUAGCAGUAGGGGUUAUUCCCAAUUGCCAAAAUUCAUAUAAAAGUUCAUAUAAGCGAAGCCAAAGAUGUAAACAAAAUAUGUAUGCAAUGUGAGGGCUACAAAACCAUGGUCAUGUUGCACAAAUAUUAAUAAAAAUAAUGCUGUU
Lepisosteus oculatus (spotted gar) is the source of this 2521-nucleotide messenger RNA. It is a transcript of the gene palmda, whose product is annotated as palmdelphin a. Gene Ontology annotation, biological process: regulation of cell shape. The record is from RefSeq and is a predicted model, not a curated record. Gene Ontology annotation, cellular component: cytoplasm; membrane. NCBI's taxonomy places the organism in Eukaryota, Metazoa, Chordata, Actinopteri, Semionotiformes, Lepisosteidae.